Molecule: messenger RNA, 2927 nt
Organism: Neurospora tetraspora
Lineage: Eukaryota; Fungi; Ascomycota; Sordariomycetes; Sordariales; Sordariaceae
Product: Endoribonuclease ysh-1
Exons: 4
Coding region: 349-2904 (851 amino acids)
Biological process (GO): mRNA 3'-end processing by stem-loop binding and cleavage
Cellular component (GO): mRNA cleavage and polyadenylation specificity factor complex
Molecular function (GO): RNA endonuclease activity; RNA binding; 5'-3' RNA exonuclease activity
Source: RefSeq, a predicted model, not a curated record
CCGCCAACUUCAACCUCACUUCAUUCAACAACCACUUGCCAUCCUCAUCCACAUCGCAUUCAACCACCAUCAACAAGAACACAUCAAAGGCGCCAUUCAUACUCACGGCGCGCGCUAAUCCGUAAAAUUGCGCCUUUAUUCUCACAUCUACCAUCCACACCCUUUUCUGACUGACGUACAUAUUUCGCGUCUCAAAUCGCAUCAAAACCGCCACGCGCCGCCAUUCAAACAAUCACAGUCAGCUGCUUGGAAGGUCGUAAGUAUACAGGUCGACGGUGGGAAACAAAGGAUCUACGCGUGAAGCGAACGAACCAAAGGAGUACCAUAUACAACAAGACGCCCUAAGCCAUGGCUUCCAAGCGGAAGGCCGCGGCGAUGGCGACCGAGCCAGAGGAGCCUGUCGACCCAGCUGAUGAGCUCAUGUUCCUCAAUCUCGGAGGAGGCAAUGAAGUCGGCCGGUCGUGUCACAUCAUUCAGUACAAGGGCAAAACUGUUAUGCUUGAUGCUGGCCAACAUCCAGCAUAUGAUGGCCUAGCAGCCCUACCAUUCUUUGAUGACUUCGAUCUCAGCACAGUUGACGUUCUUUUGAUCAGCCAUUUCCAUAUCGACCAUGCGGCUUCAUUACCAUAUGUCUUGGCCAAGACCAACUUCCGAGGCCGUGUCUUCAUGACACAUGCCACCAAGGCCAUCUACAAAUGGCUUAUCCAGGAUAGUGUCCGUGUUGGCAACACAUCGUCGAACCCGACAGCAUCGCUCGUCUACACCGAGGAGGACCAUCUCAAGACCUUUCCCAUGAUCGAGGCCAUCGACUACAAUACUACCCACACCAUCUCCUCGAUCCGCAUCACACCAUACCCAGCCGGCCACGUCCUCGGCGCCGCCAUGUUCCUGAUCGAGAUCGCCGGCCUCAAGAUCUUCUUCACUGGCGACUAUUCCCGUGAAGAGGACAGGCAUCUUAUCUCUGCCAAAGUCCCCAAGGGCGUCAAGGUCGACGUCCUAAUCACCGAGUCCACCUACGGCAUCGCCUCUCACAUCCCCCGCCCAGAACGUGAACAGGCCCUCAUGAAGUCCAUCACCGGCAUCCUCAACCGAGGCGGCCGCGUCCUCAUGCCCGUCUUCGCCCUCGGUCGCGCCCAGGAGCUCCUCCUCAUCCUCGACGAGUACUGGGGCAAGCACCCCGAGUACCAGAAAUACCCCAUCUACUACGCCUCCAACCUCGCGCGCAAGUGUAUGCUCGUCUACCAGACCUAUGUCGGCUCUAUGAACGACAACAUCAAGAGGCUGUUCCGCGAGCGUCUGGCCGAGUCCGAGUCCUCCGGCGACGGUGCCGGCAAGGGAGGACCGUGGGACUUCAGGUUCAUCCGCUCCCUCAAAAGCCUUGACCGCUUCGAGGACGUCGGCGGCUGCGUCAUGCUUGCUUCCCCUGGUAUGCUCCAAAACGGCGUCAGUCGCGAGCUGCUGGAGCGAUGGGCGCCGAGCGAGAAGAACGGCGUCAUCAUUACCGGUUACUCCGUCGAGGGCACCAUGGCCAAGCAGCUCAUGCAAGAGCCGGAGCAGAUCCAGGCCGUCAUGUCUCGCAACAUUGCCGGUGCCCGCCGCGGCCCCGGUGGUGAUGCCGAGAAGGUCAUGAUUCCCCGCCGCUGCACCGUCCAGGAGUUCUCCUUCGCCGCGCACGUUGACGGCGUCGAGAACAGGGAGUUCAUCGAGGAAGUCGCCGCCCCCGUCGUCGUCCUCGUCCACGGCGAGGUGCACAACAUGAUGCGUCUCAAGUCCAAGCUUCUGUCGCUCAACGCCAACAAGGAACACAAAGUCAAGGUGUUCAGUCCCAGAAACUGCGAGGAGCUUCGCAUCCCUUUCAAGACGGACAAAGUCGCCAAGGUGGUGGGCAAGCUGGCGUCCAUCCCGCCGGCACUUAAAGAGGCGAAGACCGGCCAUGAUGGACCUGGGCCUCUUGUCUCUUCGGAACCUCAGCUUAUCACUGGCGUGUUGGUGCAGAACGACUUUAAGAUGUCCCUGAUGGCUCCCGAGGAUCUGAGAGAGUAUGCUGGUCUGACGACUACUACUAUUGCGUGCAAGCAGCGUUUGAAGCUGAGCGCGGCGGGUAUUGAUCUGAUUAAGUGGGGUCUUGAAGGCACAUUUGGUGGCAUCGAAGAACUUCCUGAAGCCAAGACGAAGCGCGAGAUCGUUAAGAGCGAGAACGGCGAUACGAAGAUGGAGGAAGCUGAUGAGGAGCUGCCUCACGGCGACGACGUGGUGGCCGCUUACCUCGUUAUGGGAUGCGUUACCGUCCGCUACCGUGCUAGCGGCGAGGUUGAACUGGAGUGGGAGGGCAACAUGCUCAACGAUGGCAUUGCCGACGCCGUUAUGGCCGUGUUGCUUGGUAUUGAGAGUAGUCCUGCUGCUGUGAAGCGCUCCGCCAGCAAAAACCCCCACACCCACCCCCCCUCCCCCCUCCCCCAGAAAAACCCUCACGCCCACCUAACCCCCACCGACCGUCUCGACCGCCUCCUCAUGUUCCUCGAAGCCCAAUUCGGCUCUGACAACGUCUCCCCCAUCGCCGACCCCAAGCUACCUCCCCCUCCCCUUUCACUCACCACCACCACCACCAAAGCCAUUUCCUCCCCCUCGGAGGCGACGUCACCCAAAUCCGACGCAGACGCAGACGCCUCCAUGGACGUCUCAGAAGACGAAGACGAACAACUCACCGCACGCAAGCACGCUGAGUUACAGAGAUUGCAUAAAAUGGGAAUUCCUGUGCCCGGAAUCCAGAUCAAGGUGGAUAAGAUGGAGGCCAAGGUGUGGUUGGAGGAUUUGGAGGUGGAGUGUGCGAAUAAGAUUUUUAGGGAGAGGGUUAGAGCUGUGGUGGAACGGGCGGUGGAGGUUGUGGCGCCGCUUUGGGGGUGAGUUUGAGGAGGUUGAGGGGGUAG